CAACGACAUGAGCCUGCGACCUGUCCGUGCUCGCGAGCGAGACAAGGGAAAGAGCCAGGGCGCGCCGCUGUCGUCCGACACACAAAAGCUGCUACAGAAGAUGAUGGCCAAGUCGCGCUUGACGCCCGCCCAGAAGCGCAAGCUCAACACAUCGUUACAGACGACUGGCACGCUGCCCAAGGAUCUGCACGGGAGCGGCAAGGUGGUGCGCAAGCCGACACGCAUCUCGAGGGAGAUCAAGGGGAGGGUGCCGCUGCCGGCGAGGCCGACCAUCCGGACGUCUGAGAGCAUCCUGGCCACCGAUCCGUAUGCUGUGGAUAAGUUUGUGCCAAAGCCGGCCAAGUACUCGUGUGAGGAGGAGAAAGCACGGCUGGCGGAUGUGUUUGAGGACGUUGGGCGGCCGGUGCACGAGAAAAAGUACGGCGCGCAGGGGCGCAAGAACGCAGCGACGCGGAAGCGGGCCGAGGCACGGGCGCGGGCGCGGGCGGCAGCGGCGGCACGGGCUCCUCCGCCGGAUCGCUUUGCUGAUGUGCUGGCCGAGAUCGAGGAGCGGAAGGCGUUCCUCGAGGAGAUGACUGCGCUGGGCGCGCGCAAGGACUACGAGGCCAUCAUCCACUUCCAGAUUGCACAGAAGAUCGAGGAGCUGAAAGAUAUCGAUGCCAAGCGGGCGGCGGCGGCCGAGGCCAAGUUUGGGAGCGGUUGGCUGUGAGCGGAGGGCACACGGGCAGCGGCGACCGAUGCCAAGCUUAGGACG
Molecule: messenger RNA, 754 nt
Organism: Thecamonas trahens ATCC 50062
Lineage: Eukaryota; Apusomonadida; Apusomonadidae
Product: UPF0193 protein EVG1
Exons: 2
Coding region: 8-709 (233 amino acids)
Source: RefSeq, a predicted model, not a curated record